This is a messenger RNA of Cheilinus undulatus (humphead wrasse), 1336 nucleotides long. Its product is annotated as C-type lectin domain family 4 member F-like. NCBI's taxonomy places the organism in Eukaryota, Metazoa, Chordata, Actinopteri, Labriformes, Labridae. The coding region runs from base 133 to 1032 and encodes 299 amino acids. The record is from RefSeq and is a predicted model, not a curated record. The transcript is spliced from 6 exons.
CUCCGAGCUGCUGAGGGCCAAAAAGAGAAAGGGCAUUGACCACGCUCUUACUCUUCUCCUCUCUGCCAAAUUAAGAUCUCAAAUUGAACUGGCUCAGCUCACAGAACAGGUCACUCAGUCUCCCACCUCAGAAUGAUGCCCAGACCAAGUGGCCCCGUACUGUACCGUCUCGCCACCAUCUGCCUGGCUACGCUUUGCACCGUCCUGCUGAUCUCCAUCAUAGCCAUCACUGCACACUAUAAGAACAAGCCUCAAGGCAGCAGUGAGGCCACUGCAGAGGCGCAGAAACAGUCUCAGGUUGCUAAUGUGUCAGCUCUGACCGCUUCCAUAAACAAACUGAAGAAGGAGAAACAACAGCUGCAGAAAGAGAGGGACGAUCUGCAGAAAGAGAGGGACGAUCUGCAGAAAGAGAGGGACGAUCUGCAGAAAGAGAGGGACGAUCUGCAGAAAGAGAGGAACGAUCUGCAGAAAGAGAGGGACGACCUGCAGAAAGAGAGGGACGACCUGCAGAAAGAGAGGGACGAUCUGCUGAAAGAACGAGACGAGCUGCAAGCCAAACUGGCUACUAAGCCAACGCCACAAGCUCCUGAUGUAGUCAGACCAACAACUAAGGCUCCUAUCAUCUGCCCCCCGGACUGGCAAAUCUUUAACGACAGCUGCUACUUUAUCUCUAGAAACUCAAGGAGUUGGCCAGAGAGUCAGUCAUUCUGUGAGAGCAAAGGAGCUCACCUGGCCAUCAUCCACACACCUGAGGAACAGACAUUUUUAUGGGAUCUCCUACCCAGAGGCCACUGGAACGCCUACUGGUUUGGGAUCACUGAUGGACACACAGAGGAUGUCUGGAAAUGGGUGGAUGGCACUCCACUGGUUGGAGGUUUUUGGGAGGAAGGCGAGCCAAACAACCACAUCAACGAAGACUGUGGCUACAUCGUUAAAACUUACGUGUUAGAGCGAGUGGCAAUUCGGAGCUGGUACGACGCCCCGUGCUCCAUGUAUUGGCCCUUCAUCUGUGAGAAAGAGAUGGGUGUCUGAGGCAGCACGGCUGUCCCGUACUGAGAUGCCAACUCUGAACAACAAAGGGACAGUCCACAGUUUGUCCUAUAACAGCGUAUUGGGGCCAGUCUGAAAUCAAAACAAGUUUUCUUAAAAAGAGCCUAAAAAUAAUCUGAAAUUACAUAUAAAGUGGAAUAUUUGUCAGUAAAUCCUUUGCAGGAUAUGACGUCUAUUUUUUUAGCUUUUCCUUUUUUAUGGUGAGGGGAAACUUUAUGAGAGAUAAACCUCAACUGCAAGGCAAACUCCAUCAUGUGGUAUGCUUUUCUUCUGGGUUGCAUCCUGU